AUGACUUCCAACAUCAUCUCCAAGCUUCCUUCACGUCAUCUGAGACUACAAGUAACAAACGCCUGCAAGACACGCGCUGCAGUCCAAGGACGGAGCCUCCGCUUCCAUUCGUGCUGGCGAUCACCGAAUCCCGCCGAGCAUGCUAAUCGGAGCCCCGCUACCCAUGGCCCCUUCAGGCCAACCAGACCACGGCAACAGCAACCACAGCUACGCCAGGUGGAAUGGGCUGAAGAGCAGGGGAACCCAGUCCAAGAUCUAUCAGCAGGUGCUCCAGCAGAAAGCAUCUCGGUGAAUAUCGACGGACAGGCCAGGGUUUUUGACGCUGCAUUCCUGCGCGAUAGUUGUACUUGUGUGCGCUGCGUGGACCAGUAUAGCAACAAUAGGCUUUUCCAGACCUCAGACAUUCCAGUAGAUAUAAAAGGUAGCGCCAGGUCCGUUGUCGACGAUAAAAAAGGAGACUCAAUUGAAGUGCAAUGGGACAGCGACGUCAAGGGGUUUGGCCCGGAGCAUCGCACCCGGCACUCCAUUAAUUGGCUCCGCCAGGCAUUCAACACAGAGGCCCAGACAAGCAGCGGCGUACGAUACGAUGACCGAGUAUUCUGGGAUGGCAAGGAGAUAACAAAGGCUAACAAAUGGCUUGACUACGAUGCUUACAUGUCUCGAGAUGAGACUCUCUUCGAAGCACUCACCCACCUCCAUAGAUACGGUCUCCUUUUCAUCAGCAACGUGCCUGAUUCAGAAGAAUCCGUCGUCUCUCUUGCUUCCCGCGUGGGAACUCUCAAGGACACUUUCUACGGCCGCACAUGGGAUGUUCGCUCCAAGCCCAAAGCCGAAAACAUUGCCUACACUCCCGACUACCUCGGUCUCCACAUGGAUCUCUUGUACACGGCCAACCCGCCGCACCUUCAACUCCUCCACUCACUGCGCGCCCGCACUCCAGGCGGUGAAUCCUUCUUCUCUGACGCCUUUGCCGCUGCCCAUCAACUCCGCGAGCAAUCAGUGGACCACUUCAACACACUGUGCAACUUUCCCGUUACAUACCACUGCCACCAGCUGCCAAACCACUACCACUUCACCCGCCCAGUAAUCGAGACGUUCCCCUGCCCUAAAGGCACAGAAAUCACCAGCAGCACUAUCCGCCGCAUAAACUGGUCUCCACCUUUUCAAGCCCCCGUCCAAAUGCCUCAUGGUAGUAGCGCUACGCCUUCUCUCCGCUCAUACGUUGCUGCCGCCCAUGCCUACGAGAAGUUGCUCUCUUCUCCAGAUAACUUGUACGAGUACCGAUUGAAUGAGGGCGAGUGCGUCAUUUUCGAUAAUAGGAGGGUGCUGCAUGCGCGAAGGGCGUUUGAUGCGUCAAAGGGGGAGCGCUGGCUUAAAGGCGCGUAUGUAGAUAAUGAUGUUUUCUUCUCCAAGUUGAGAGUGUUGCAGGAGGUGUUUGAGGGGAGGUGGUUUGCUGAUGGGGUGGUUAGGGAGGCUGUGGUGUAG
Molecule: messenger RNA, 1485 nt
Organism: Bipolaris oryzae ATCC 44560
Lineage: Eukaryota; Fungi; Ascomycota; Dothideomycetes; Pleosporales; Pleosporaceae
Exons: 1
Coding region: 1-1485 (494 amino acids)
Biological process (GO): carnitine biosynthetic process
Cellular component (GO): mitochondrion
Molecular function (GO): oxidoreductase activity
Source: RefSeq, a predicted model, not a curated record